Messenger RNA from Momordica charantia (bitter melon), 1085 nucleotides. Its product is annotated as Optic atrophy 3 protein (OPA3). NCBI's taxonomy places the organism in Eukaryota, Viridiplantae, Streptophyta, Magnoliopsida, Cucurbitales, Cucurbitaceae. Gene Ontology annotation, biological process: regulation of lipid metabolic process. The record is from RefSeq and is a predicted model, not a curated record. Gene Ontology annotation, cellular component: mitochondrion.
CGCAACGCGGUGCGGAUUAAACAAAUGCGAGCUUUGAUGGGCUCUUGGUAGUGGCUUCAGAGUUUGAUAGCCUGGAGCGCGUCGGCGUUGGCGUUGGCGUCGGCCAAUGGAAUCAAAAGUCAUCGAGUCGACUUCCAUCUCGUCGCCGUUGGUCCCACACUCCAAUUACCAAAUCGGAGUUCGUCAAAUUUGUUCCCGGAGAACAUAAACUAUUCCACAUUUCUGCCACAAUCCUCGAUCGAUCAGCAAUCACUCGUCUUCUUUCACAAAAUUUGAUCCCUACACGAAUCUCAUUUGCUUUGACCGUUUGCUGUUAGUUCCCCAACAACAGCAAAAGCAAAAGCAUGGUUCUCCCGUUACUGAAGCUCGGAACGCUCGCGUUGAAAACUCUGAGCAAGCCACUCGGUAACAGGCUCAAGACGCAAGCUGCGAGGCACCCCAGAUUUAGGCAGCUCAUCAUUAACAUGGCCCAGUUUAACCAUCGGAUGACAACACAAAUGCAAAGACGCAUCUAUAGUCAUGCAACUGAUGUAGAAAUUCGCCCCCUGGAUGAGGAGAAAGCAGUUCAGGCUGCUGUUGACCUGAUUGGCGAGGUUUUUGUCUUCUCGGUAGCAGGAGCGAUAGUCGUAUUUGAGGUUCAGAGAAGUGCUAGAUCAGAAGCCAGAAAAGAGGAAAUACGCAGACAAGAAAUGGAGGCACUGAGGCAAAAAGACGAAAGCUUAUUAACAGAAGUGGAACUUUUGAAGCAUAAACUUGUAGAAUUGGAACAACAUGCCAGAGGACGAGGUCUUGGUGGUAUUUUGAACUUCAAACAUGCUCAAAUGGAAAGUGGGAAUUCAGCAAAGCCUGCUUGAUUAAGUUGCAAGUUUGCCCACCAAGUGAUGUGAAAGCACCAAGAAGGUUUAUUUUCCCAAUUCUUUUGACAUUACUUCAUUUUUGAACAUUUUGCUUUUGGUAUUAGUCCUUUACAUCUGUAAAUGAAUAUUUUUCAAAUAAAAUUGUCUUUUACCCUGCAAUAGAUGGGGGUAUAAACUGUUCAAGUAUCUACUAAAUGAAAAGAUUUUAGCUAUGAUGGCUUCUAAUCA